AUGGAUGUAAGCGUCGUGCAUUGCUACGAGAAAGAAUUAGCCAAUUUACAGUUGAACCAAGUCACUCCGGAACUAGCUCUUAAGAUCCGCGACAAUGUGAAUGAUAUGAAAUGGUUGGACAGGCACCUCUGCCGCCUGCUUUUACGCGGAGAUGCCGAAAGUAGCACAAACAGUGCCGUUUAUGCAGUUCGCUACUACAAUAAAAAAGAGAACUUCCUUCGUCACUUCGCGUUGAGACAGUCUUCCAAAGUUGAGCAAGUAACGGUGACCUUUGCCAUCACCACGCUAUGUCACUGCAGUCAACGGUAUCGAAACAGGAUUGUACGCUACUAUUAUGAGUUACCCGUGCUGCAGUCUGCGCCUCCUACUGUACUCCGUUUAGACGUAUCUUUGGAUAUCCUAAAUUUUCCACAUUUGUGGGAUCAGUUUUUGUGGACGGCAGGUGGCACUUUCCUAAGCAAAAUUGAAUAUUCGAAGAAAGAUGCAAGGGGAGGAGAAACAAUGCUACUGAGCGAGUAUGAUUGUGCCAUUUUUGAUGCCGAUUAUUGGGCAUCUGAUGCAGAUCAUGAAUGCCUGAACCUCCUCGGCAAUAUCCUGACAUCGCGGCAAACAUUUGUUGUGGCGGGCUCGAUGGCACGUAUAAGUGAUCUCACUUCAAAUUUCGACUGCAUGAAGCACAUGUUCCAGACAUUAGGCGGUUUCCGCUUUCGCCCUUUUUCUGCGUUGCAUACCAAUUGGCGAAUUUGGUGUAAUAGACACCAAAACAAUCCGACCCUCAAUCUCGUGGAGAUAGCACACUGGGCCUGUCUCGACAUCACUUUGAGGAGGAGUAGGGGAACACGCACUCAGAUAUGCUUGUGA
Echinococcus granulosus is the source of this 861-nucleotide messenger RNA. RefSeq lists its product as hypothetical. The transcript is spliced from 2 exons. NCBI's taxonomy places the organism in Eukaryota, Metazoa, Platyhelminthes, Cestoda, Cyclophyllidea, Taeniidae. The coding region runs from base 1 to 861 and encodes 286 amino acids. The record is from RefSeq and is a predicted model, not a curated record.